This is a messenger RNA of Paraphaeosphaeria sporulosa, 2262 nucleotides long. RefSeq lists its product as uncharacterized. The transcript is spliced from 2 exons. The record is from RefSeq and is a predicted model, not a curated record. Lineage: Eukaryota; Fungi; Ascomycota; Dothideomycetes; Pleosporales; Didymosphaeriaceae. Bases 172 to 1902 code for a protein of 576 amino acids.
UACCCGCAACGCCCCUUCCCCAGCCGUGAAACAUUUUACCACACCACACCCUCUCCGUUGACCGCAUUGGCUUGCAACAAACGCAAACACACCCGAGCUGUGUCUGCCCUGCGCAAGCGCUGAAGCUCCCCUGCCAUCGGCCCGGGAUCACGGCUUGCGGCACGGCAUCCCAUGGCUGUAGCGUCUCGACAGCCGAUUGCAGCUGUCCAGCAGUUGACACCGCCCAGCAGCUCGCACGGUGCGCGAGGCCUGUGGGAUUUUGCAGUGCCUGUAGACUCCGCGACUGCAUUCCCCAGCUACGAGCCUCCCAUGUCCGACGACGUUGCCUCCGCGCAUCCCUACUCUCCGCGCCAGCCCCUCGCGUCGCAGCCAAAUGGCAUGUCAAAAUCCAGUCGUGCGAACACGGUCGAUUCGCAGAACCAAUACUCAGGCGAGAACUAUGCGCCUCACACUUCCAACCAGGGCCAUGAGCGGGGCAGGGCGCUUGGCGCUGAGGACACCGUCGACGGCAACGAGGAGGAUGGCAUAAAAGAAUACUACAAGGCGCACGAGAAGAACGGCAGCAAAUCUCGAGGCAGGAAGAAGAGUACGAAGAAGCAUCCACCGGGCUGGACCGAGGCGGAGAAGGACGAGAACAAUUGGAUCCAUCGUGACAAGCUGAAAGAGAUUGAAACGAAGGAGUUGGAAGAGUUCAGCAUGCGUGUGGGUCGUCAAAGCCGGUCGAACAGCAGGUCUCAGAGCGCUGCCAGGAAUCAAUCCAGGGGUCGCGCCAACUCUGAGCUCACCGACACAAUGUCGAGUGGAGACGACCGCCACGACUAUCCCCGCAUGAUCUCUCCUAUACCCGCCGAGGACGAGGAGGAAGAGCCGCCGCAUACGGGCUGGGACAUUCGGUCGCCUGCCGAGAUCGAAGCCGAGAGGGAGCAGUUCGCAGCACGCAACAACAACGUCAUAAGACCUAGCACGUCUCGAAUACCUAUUGCCAAGACCAGUCCUUUGCCCGUUCCCCACAAUUUUGUCGACCGAGACCAGCCUCUCCCGAGACCGAGAAACGGCAGUGGCAGCUGGGAGUCCAUCGCCGCCAAUGGAGCUCGCGUGAGGAGCGGAAGUAUGUCCAGUCAGAUCCUGCUGGACGACCCAAACGCUUUUGGAGAUGCUGGGAGGAGCCCUGUCAAGUCCAACUUCAGCAUGCCAACGUCGCCCGUCGACGCCAAGGCACCAAAAGCGAAGACACCAGCCAAAGCCACACCUGGAUCUCGAAAGACCAGCGGACCGAAGUCCGGAGCAAAGCCGCGCAAUGCUUCAGCUGGCCCGCGAAACACAUCGGGGACAUCGCCCGUCAAGCGUCCUGGUACGAGCGGUGGAUCGAUUUCUAGGCCCACCACAAGCCAUCGGCCAGAAGGUGAAGCUCCAUGGAUAGCUACCAUGUACAAGCCCGAUCCCAGACUCCCACCGGACCAACAGAUCAUCCCGACGCACGCCAAGCGCAUGCAGCAAGAGCAGUGGGAGACCGAAGGACGGGUUGGGUCCAUGUACGACAAGGAUUUCCGGUUGCUCAACACAGAUGAAAUUUCCAACAAGAGAGCCUCUUCGAUCCUCCCGCCCAUCGAUCUCGAGAAAGCACAACAGGAUCAGACCUGGCCGCUACCAAGUCCGGAAAAGCCGAAGCUGGACCCCAUCGAAACCACGAUGUCCAAGUCUCCCACCAACGAACAGGGCAAAUUCAAGCUUACCCCAACUAUAUCCCAGGGCCCCACAUUCCCUCCUCGUGCACCCUCUCGUGCCCAGGAACCCAAGGUCGCACCUCCUAUAGCACCGGUCACACCCAAGGAUACGAUCCGUCUCCCCGAGCCACCAGAGCCCGAGAAAGAGAAGAAGGGCUGCUGCUGCAUCGUCAUGUAGCAUUUUCAUUUCAUAUACCCAGACUUUGCACUUUGCUGUCCACCCAGCAUUUCUCAAUCAAGGGGUGGUCUUCAUACUUCUGGAGUCACCGGCGCAGACUCCGUUGUUUUCGAUCAGAUGUUUGGCUGAUAGCGUACAGCGACUUGCUGAUAUCCCAUUCCAUAUUUCCUUCCGUGUCCUGUCGUUUGUAUACCUGCCUACUCAUCGCGGUUCGGCCGCCUGCCUCGGCUAGUCAUUGCUGCCUUUUCUUAUCUUGGUCUUGAAUGGAGUGGGGAGUUUGCGAGUCGAGCUUGCGAAAUUCGGGGGUUCGGGUGUGUUUCGCAUAGUGUUUGAUUUUUUUUUUUACCACUCCUACGAUAU